UUCGGUCAGUCUGAAUUGGUCUGAAUCCGAUUCUCGUUCGAAAAGGAGUGUAUUGUGCGUUUUCACCUAAAUCGUCGUUUUUCUUCAACCAAAAUGCCGAUCAAAAGUAUUUUCGCUCGACAAAUUUUUGAUUCCCGAGGAAAUCCAACCGUUGAGGUCGAUUUAAUUACUGAAUUGGGACUUUUUAGAGCUGCUGUACCAUCAGGAGCCAGUACAGGCAUUUAUGAAGCUUUGGAACUUCGCGAUGAAGAUCCUGGAAAAUAUCACGGAAGAAGUGUAUUUAAAGCGAUUUCUAAUAUUAACGAUGAAAUCGCCCCUGCUUUAUUAAAAGAAAACUUUUGCGAAACGAAUCAACGCGAUAUCGAUGAAUUUUUAAUUCAACUUGAUGGAACUGAAAAGAAAUCCCGAUUGGGGGCAAAUGCAAUUUUGGCGGUUUCUUUGGCUGUUUUAAAAGCAGGGGCGGGGAAACGAGGUGUUCCUUUGUAUCGUCAUAUUGCGGAUUUAGCGAAAAAUAAGACUUUAAUUCUGCCUGUACCCGCUUUUAAUGUCAUCAAUGGGGGAUCUCAUGCUGGAAAUAAAUUAGCGUUCCAAGAAUUUAUGAUUCUACCAACUGGGGCUUCAUCGUUUGCGGAAGCUAUGCAAAUGGGAAUGGAGGUUUACCAUCAUUUGAAAAACAUCAUUAAAACUAAAUAUGGUUUAGAUGCAACUGCUGUUGGUGAUGAAGGUGGUUUUGCCCCAAAUAUUGCGCAACCUAAAGACGUGUUGAAUCUUUUAAAAGAUGCUAUAGCUAAAGCUGGUUACACGGGAAGAGUUGAAAUUGGUAUGGAUGUCGCGGCAUCCGAAUUUUUCAUGAAAGGAAAAUACAACAUGGAUUUUAAAAAUCCUAAAGCCACCGAUGCAGGCAAAUACUUACCUUCGGCAAAACUAAAAGAUUUAUACAAAGAUUUAUUGAAAACUUUUCCUAUUGUUUCAAUUGAAGAUCCUUUUGACCAAGACGAUUUCGACGCUUGGAACGCUUUCACUGCAGAGACUUCAAUUCAAAUCGUUGGUGAUGAUUUAACAGUAACCAAUAAAGAUAGGAUCAAAAUGGCUAUAGAUCGGGAAGCUUGCAACUGUUUGUUACUAAAAGUGAAUCAAAUUGGUACAUUUUCCGAAUCAUUAGAUGCGUUCCAAGCGGCCAAAGAGGCCGGUUGGGGUACUAUGGUUUCGCAUAGAAGCGGAGAAACCGAAGAUACUAUCAUUGCUGAUUUGGUAGUUGGGUUGUCGACCGGUCAAAUUAAAACAGGGGCUCCGUGCAGAUCGGAAAGAACUUGUAAAUAUAACCAAAUUUUGAGAAUUGAAGAAGAAUUGGGUCCAAUGGCUAAGUAUGCGGGGGCUGCUUUUAGAAGACCACAAUAAAAUGAUUUAAGGGUUUCUUUUUAUGUAAAAUUUAAGUAAUUUUGUAAUAUGAUAUAUUUGAAAA
Messenger RNA from Onthophagus taurus, 1462 nucleotides. Its product is annotated as enolase-like. NCBI's taxonomy places the organism in Eukaryota, Metazoa, Arthropoda, Insecta, Coleoptera, Scarabaeidae. The record is from RefSeq and is a predicted model, not a curated record. Gene Ontology annotation, molecular function: magnesium ion binding; phosphopyruvate hydratase activity. Gene Ontology annotation, biological process: glycolytic process. Gene Ontology annotation, cellular component: phosphopyruvate hydratase complex.